AUGUCUCAAACAUUUGUUGCAGAUGGCGACACCGAAUCGGCCCCCGCAACGCCACGAUCGCCAGAUACUCUGGACUCUAUUUCGGCCCUCGCACGCUUUGAAUUCGAGCCAGGGAAGAGUAAUGAUGGUACCAAGGUGUUAAUGGUCGAGUGGGAGGACUACAAUGAGGCCAGAGGCGCAGAGGGUCUCUGGCAGGUGUCGUGGUCAGGGAAGACAACCGUCCUGCCAGCCGACGAGCGUACAGCCGACAACGUCAGACGGUUCUACUUCCUGCUUCCUCCAGGAACCAAGAUUCCACCAUAUGUGACACUCACCUACCAACCACCACCGAAAUCAGCUUCCUCGGUGAACAAGCCCCAGCAUCUGAGGAUCAAUCCUUUACCAGCCAUCUUUCCUCCCGAACUUGGUGUUACGGCAAGAACUAGCGGCCGGAAGGGCGUACUGCAUACCAUAUGGGCCAAGAAACGGCUCCAAGUCUUGGACAAGGAGAUUAGACGUGAGCAAGAUUUCAAUCUGGAAGGCAUUGCCCUCGAAAUGGCACUUUCCGAAAAAGAAUGGAUAGAAACCAAUUUUGGCGUUAUAUCGAAGGUGCCGGCUCUGGACAUCUCCUCGCUUCCAAAAUAUCCUGGCGGUCCAAUGAGCCCUGGUUUGACUAGCCCAAAGAGUCCGGGCGGAAGGAGGUUGAGUGAGAAACUUAAGGGCCUAAGUAUUGGGACCAGUGAAAAAGAUUUGGCUCAACGUACAGAGGGUGUGAAUACUCCCAGCCAUGAUGUACAUCCUUUAUCUCCAGAGUCAUCGGAUGUCGCUUUCUCCUCGUUCAAUUCCUUCCGCCGGACUCCGCCAAAUGUACCGAGUUCGACAGCACAGAAGAAGAUCUCUUCCCAGGCGCCACCUGACUAUGUCAAACGUCAGCAAUCCAUGGCAUCCAUCCCUUCGAUCAACUUUAUGUCAAGCCUACAAGAAACAGACGAAGGCGAUGAGCUUUUCGCUAAAGCACUGAGUCCACGCACGCCCGAUGUAGCGAAAAGUCCAUUCUCUUUCUCCAGCCAAGAGACGAUGCCUUAUACGAGAGCAAAGAAGGACGGCAAAUAA
This is a messenger RNA of Endocarpon pusillum Z07020, 1092 nucleotides long. RefSeq lists its product as uncharacterized. The coding region runs from base 1 to 1092 and encodes 363 amino acids. The transcript has 2 exons. The record is from RefSeq and is a predicted model, not a curated record. NCBI's taxonomy places the organism in Eukaryota, Fungi, Ascomycota, Eurotiomycetes, Verrucariales, Verrucariaceae.